UGACUUUUUUUUUAACCUUUUUUUUUUUCGUCCUUCUUCUUCUUCCCGUUCUUUUUAUUUAUUUUAUAUCUCUUUUACAAUGUCUGUUCCUACUGUAGAUUCACUUCAAUCUAUCUAUACUAAUGCCAGUCUUAUUAAACAAGGUGAACGUUAUGAUACAGUCAUCAAACAAUUUAACCAAAUUUAUGGUCGUUUCCCAGAGUUUAUUGUACGCUCACCUGGUCGUGUGAACUUGAUUGGUGAACAUAUAGACUACAGUGGUUAUGGUGUAUUACCUAUGGCCAUUGAACGCGAUGUGGUGCAAGCAGUUGCUACUGAUGCUAGCAAUACAAAAGUUCAAAUUGCAAAUAUGAAUCCCAAAUACCCUACUCGUACUUUUGAAUAUGAAGGUGAAGAAAAGGUAGUGACAAUUGAUUCAUCUUCUUUGGAAUGGUCCAAUUACUUCAAGUGUGGUUACAAAGGCAUGUUGGAAAGCUCCAAAGAAAAGGUGACUCCCAAAGGUAUGUCUAUACUUGUGGAUGGAACUGUACCUGCGGGUUCUGGAUUAUCAUCUUCUGCUGCAUUCGUAUGUUCUUCUGCUUUGGCUGUGAUUACUGCUAAUCAACUAGGAUUAUCCAAACAAGAAUUGACUGAAGUUGCAAUUGUAGCGGAACGAAAUGUUGGUGUGAAUUCUGGUGGUAUGGAUCAAGCUGCUUCUGUUUUUGCUGAAAAGAACUAUGCUCUCUAUGUGGAAUUUGUCCCUAAACUUAAGACUUUACCUGUGCAACUACCGUCAGGUGCCUCCUUUGUCAUUGCUCAUACUUUGGUCACAGCCGACAAGUUCACCUCUGGUCCCAAACAUUACAAUUUACGUGUGGUUGAAACUAAGAUGGGUGCUCGAAUCUUGGCUCACUGUCUUUUCGGUAACAAACUUGAUGUAGUACUGGAUACUUACAAGCAAGUGAUGGAUGAAUAUUUUAAAACCAAGCAAGGCAUAUCUGAACAAGAUCAAUUGACGCAAAUGUUGACCCUGGUGGAUCGCUACUUAACCAAUACUACAGGUUAUACGGUUAAAGAAAUGGCUGACGCUGCUGGUAUGGUAGAAAAUGAUGUGGUGGCUACUUAUAUGACUCGAUUCCCUGUGCAAACCGAUGUAUUUCGUCUUCAUCAACGUGCUGUCCAUGUAUUGACCGAAGCUAGACGUGUUCAACAAUUCAUCUACAUUUGUCACCAACAUGAACAGGAUGUUAACAACACCAACAACAAUGAUGUAUUAAAACAAUUAGGUGAUAUCAUGAAUUCUUCUCAUGAAUCCUGUGCUACUAGUUUUGAUUGCUCAUGUCCAGAAUUGGAUCAAGUAUGCAAUGUUGCCAGACAACAUGGUGCUUUUGGUGCUCGCUUGACUGGUGCAGGGUGGGGUGGUGCGGCUGUAUUUUUGACAACACCUGAAAAUGUACCUACCUUGAUCCAGGCUGUCAAAGAACAAUAUUAUCACAAGAAUUUCCCUGAAUUCAGCAAGGAUCAAUUAGAUGAUGCAAUCUUCCCUACUGAACCAUGCAGAGGCGCUACCAUCUUUACUGGAUUUGAUCAAUCUUAGAUUUAGGGUGUAGUUAUAGUAUUGUUAUUUUUUUUUCCUUUCUUUCACAUUAAUAGAGCUCUGUUUUUGUUUGUACCAUCGUGUCUUUUGUCUCUCAUUCCAUGAUUAAUCACAUCAGAUUAUGUAGUAUACUUGUACUGUUAUCAAGAAUAGAACUCCUUUUUUUUUUC
Halteromyces radiatus is the source of this 1746-nucleotide messenger RNA. RefSeq names its product galactokinase. Gene Ontology annotation, cellular component: cytoplasm; cytosol. Gene Ontology annotation, molecular function: galactokinase activity; ATP binding. Bases 80 to 1576 code for a protein of 498 amino acids. The transcript has 4 exons. Gene Ontology annotation, biological process: carbohydrate phosphorylation; galactose metabolic process. Lineage: Eukaryota; Fungi; Mucoromycota; Mucoromycetes; Mucorales; Cunninghamellaceae. The record is from RefSeq and is a predicted model, not a curated record.